Messenger RNA from Penicillium cinerascens, 3159 nucleotides. RefSeq names its product linker nucleoporin NIC96 (gene nic96). Gene Ontology annotation, molecular function: structural constituent of nuclear pore. The transcript has 5 exons. Lineage: Eukaryota; Fungi; Ascomycota; Eurotiomycetes; Eurotiales; Aspergillaceae. Gene Ontology annotation, biological process: protein import into nucleus; poly(A)+ mRNA export from nucleus. Gene Ontology annotation, cellular component: nuclear pore. The record is from RefSeq and is a predicted model, not a curated record. Bases 1 to 3159 code for a protein of 1052 amino acids.
AUGUCCUCCAAUACGGGCUCUCUCUUCGGAGGAGGCGGUCUUGGUAGCUCAACCCCACAAUCGACCAGCCUGUUUGGAUCAACAAAUGCGACGAGUGCGUUUGGAACUACUUCUGCUGCUGCUCCGCAGGGCACGCAAACCUCUUCGCUGUUCAACCAAACCCAGCCUCAGCCUCAGCCGCGGGCUCAGCAGCCAUCCGCCCAGCCUUCCGUUCUAGGGCAGACCCAGACUGACUCUGGACAGGCUCAAGGACGAGUUUCGACCCAGUCAACUCAGCCAGCGUUCUUCAACAGCUUGUUGGAGCGCGGGAAGAAACGGCCACUAUCUGCUACGGGACAAAAUGGCAACGGCAACUUUGAAGACGUCCCCAGUCUGCAGUUGGGUCUUGAUGACAUUCGAAGAAAGGCAAGAGAGCUGGGUACGUCGGGAAACAAAGAUCCUCAACAGAAUGGCACAAAGGCUCGCUAUCUACUCGCGUCUUCCGGUAUCUCUCCAGGACGAGCGUUACGAGACCUACGCUCUCUAGAUCCACAGGCAUCUUUGGCUACGGCCAGAGAAACUGACAGUUUCGACCCUGAUAACCAGAGAUUUCUGAGGAACAUUCAGCAGCGUGGCCGGCAGGUGAUGAUUGCGGAGAGCCUCUCUCGGGCUCAGAGGGACUUCGACACCUUCUUGGAAGAGAAAGUGGAUAUGGAUUGGGAGGACCAGCGUCGGAAGAUCUUCCAGCACUUUGGUCUUUCUCAAAGGGAUGGAUCCACCGCCGGAGACCUGAGGUCGACGACACGAGGCGCCUUUGGUCGAUCGGCGAGACAAUCUAAACAAGCAGGCGCUAGUCAGACACACGCCCCUUCAGGCGCAUCCCGCCGCAGUGUCUUUGGCCGCUCUGCCCUGGACAAGUCCGUUAUUGGCACACCGGGAACUGGCUUGGCUAGUCGACAACUCUUCGAGGACCCAUCAGAGCGAAACGAAGGGCCGGCUGUGCCGUCACCUGACCUGCGGUUCUUGCGGGAGAAGAUGGGCCAUUACGCUGAAAAGGUUCAGAAUUUGAACGUGGCUCGGCUGCAGGGGCAGGCCUACCCCAUUCUUCAUCAGUUCGCGCAGGUUGAACUUCAAAAUGGCGGUGAUGCACCUCGCCAGCUCCUUGAUGCGUAUCAAGCUUUGAUACGAAUCGUUCAUGAAAAUCCGGCUACAACCAGCACGUCGGACCCCGGUGCUGUAAGAGAACGACAGUUUGCCCGUGAUUAUCUGGAAGAGUCAUCCAGAUCCCAAAAUGGGACCAACCUGAAGAAGCAGAUUAUUGAAGGCUCAAGGGGAUAUCUUGAACACACAUUUUUCCAGGAGGUGGAGAAUGUCAUCUCCAAGAACCCGCGAGAGGCACAACUAGGUGGUAUUCCAACCGUGAUCAAUAAGAUUCGAGCAUACAUCCGCGUUCGUGCCGUGAGAAAAGAUCUCGCUCCGGAUGGAACGGAACUGCAGAUGGUCGGGCAAGACUAUUGCUGGAUUCUUAUCUUCUGCCUCCUUCGAUGCGGCUUUAUCACCGAGGCGGCCGAAUACGUGAGCCAAGAUCCUGGGUUCCGGUCAUUGGAUCAUAAGUUCGUAACCUACAUGACAACCUAUGCUCAGAACAGGCGACUUCCGCGGGAUUUGCAGCAGAAGAUCAACGGCGAGUAUCAGCAGCGUUUGCGAAAUGCACCCGACAACACUGUUGACCCUUACCGGAUGAUUUGUUACAAAAUCAUCGGCCGCUGCGAUCUUUCCCGACGCCGUUUGGACGGUGUGAACCAAAGCGUUGAGGACUUCAUGUGGCUACAGUUCAGUCUCGCUCGGGAGGACGAUCGCUCCGAGGAGGUAGCCGGCGAUGUCUUUGGGCUGGAAGACAUCCAGACCGAUAUCACCGAAAUUGGACAAAGGCAUUUCAACAAAAACCAGGAUGGACCGGGCGGACAUGGAACGUUUUUCAUGCUUCAGGUUCUGGGAGGCAUGUUUGAGCAGGCCGUGGCCUAUCUUGGUACCUAUUCACCGGUCACUGCAGUCCAUUUUGCCAUCGCUUUGGCAUACUAUGGUCUUUUGCGCGUGUCGGACUUCUACGCGUCUGGAGAAGAAAUCCUUUCUUUCACUGUGAAGCAGUACCCUCAAAUCAAUUUUGGGUAUCUCAUCACCCAAUACACUCGAGAGUUCCGUACUGGCAAUGUUGAAGCUGCUAUUGAUUACUUCGCCUUGAUUUGUCUCAACGCCGAUCUCCCGGGCUCUUUAGGGAAAUCUCAGUCAUCAGUGUGUCACGAGGCUUUGCGAGAGUUCAUCCUCGAGACUAGAGAUUUCGCUAAGCUGCUGGGCGACAUCCAUGCGAACGGUACCAGAAUUAAAGGCGUCAUUGAGCAGCGUCUCGAUUUGAUCAACCUGGUGGAUCAGCAGGACUUCCUGAAAAACAUCACCAUUCAAGCUGCCGGCGUGGCGGACGACAAAGGUCUGAUCACCGAUGCAGUGCUCCUGUAUCACCUUGCCGAGAACUACGAUCGUGUGAUUGAUAUCGUAAAUCGGGCGCUGUCGGACGCUAUUGCAGUUGAGCUGGGAGGUACCAUGCCGAAGCUACAGCCUCUCCGCCCUAGGGUUGAGCAGUCUCAAGCAGACGCCGUGACGCCUGGAAGCAGUCUUAGCUUGACUACUGUUGACGAUCCUGUGAUACUGGGUAAGAACAUGAUCGGCCUCUACAAUUCGAACCAGAUGUAUUUCGACAAGAUCCGCCAGAUCAAUCGGGAUGCUUGUGGGCUCCUCCUCCGCAUGAUGGAGGCGAAGAUGGAAGUUGAAGCUGGCAGAUGGGCGCCGGCACUUGAUCACAUUGACCGACUGGGCGUCCUCCCGUUGCAAGCCCAAGGCUCCAUGCCAUAUAUUCGGAGUGCCGCUCAGGCAUUUUCGUCUUUCCCGGAUAUCAUUUCGCGCAAUAUCGGUCAUGUUAUCAUGUGGAGCAUUGCGUGCAUCGGGCAGGAGCGUCACAAACAAGUUUCGGGGCCCUAUGAAACUGACAUGCACCAUGGAUUCGCAGAACAGCUGCUCAGCAUGGCGAAGGAUCUCAUGGUCUUCUCUGGAAUGGUGAAGUACAAACUGCCGCCGAAGGUCUACGAGGCUCUUGCCCGCGCUGGGGCAGACAUUGGGGCAUACUAG